This is a messenger RNA of Carassius auratus (goldfish), 1414 nucleotides long. RefSeq names its product protein FAM107B-like. NCBI's taxonomy places the organism in Eukaryota, Metazoa, Chordata, Actinopteri, Cypriniformes, Cyprinidae. The transcript is spliced from 5 exons. Gene Ontology annotation, cellular component: synapse; neuron projection; stress fiber. Bases 806 to 1363 code for a protein of 185 amino acids. The record is from RefSeq and is a predicted model, not a curated record. Gene Ontology annotation, biological process: actin filament polymerization; actin filament bundle assembly; regulation of actin cytoskeleton organization.
CAAGAACCCAGAGUCAUAUUUCAGGUUUGAGGGUUUUGUGCCCUCUAGUGUGACAUUCUGCACAUCUCUGAGGGUCAGUCUUUGUCAUUACAUCCUGAAGUAAACCGAUCCCUGAGCUCAGUAUUUCGACUCUUUUGUUACAAGCUGACAAAGAGCCAGCUCUUCUGUGACUCUUCUCCUUUAGCGCAGAUGAAAGGAAAGGGAAUAAAGGAAUGUAUCAGUAAUUUCCUCUUCAACAUAUAGUUCAACAGAGGUACUUAUUAGCAUUUUAGUACUUAAACACACACCUGUUAUUUUUUUUAGUUAAGCUAAUGCAAAAUGCACAAUUUGCAGGAAAAACAAUAUUUUAUUUUAUAAGCGAAAGCGUCCAAUAAAGAGCAUUGGUCAUGAGAUCUAACUUGCCUCCAUUAAGAAUAAAACCGCUUUUUUAGGCUACUGAUAUAACAGGAACCCUCACCUCCUUAAGGUACACAAUUUUAAACAUAUCUGUAAAAAUAGCCAACGAUUCACGCGAUGUAUGCGUUAAAUAUUUGUAUUGAAGAAUUGUCCGCCUGUGUUAUCCUUCAUUGUGUUGGUCGCAUGGACUGUAUAAAAACAGUCACUUAGUGCCCCCUAGCGUCGAACAGGUGCACUUACAGCACCUCUCGCCCUGUCCUGUCCUCUCUCAGGUGUCCCGUGUGUCCUUUAGAGGUAAACAGAGAGCCUGCUCAGAGGGGACCUCGCUCAUGGAGCGGUGACACACUUUCGUUUCCCAGCAUGCAUCAGGAGCUUCGGCUGAGGGCUCUUCUUGAUACCUCUGUGUGCAAUGAGAUCGGCCGCUGCACAAACACUCCCGACUAGACCGUCCGAACAAGAGCUCAAACAUGCCUUAUCCAACAGCCUCGCAGGACACAACCACGUCUCCAGCUCCAGCAGAGCAGCACAGUCCAGAGCGAAGACCACAGACACAUCUGAUCCUAGUUCUGUGCAUCAUCAUGGCGAUAGUCGAGAAAAUGCAGAUAAAUGUGAUAUUGCCGAGGGCGCCUGGAAUCUGAACAACCCGGUGAAAGCCUCGAGGAGCCAUCAGGAGCUUCACAAAGAGCUGUUACUGGCCCACAAAAAGGGGCUGGUGGUGUGCUGUAAGCCGGAGCUUCAGAUGGUCCUGGAGAGGAGGAAGAGAGAGCAGAGUCAGAGAGAGGAGGGAGAGCAGAGCAGGAGUCCUCUGGAGCAGGUGCUGCAGGAACGCCAGCACAAACACCAGGAGAAGAUGGAGAAGGAAGAGGAGCAGAGGAUGCACGAGGAGGUGCAGCUCUUGGAGUUUGUCCGAGUGAGACAGAACCUGAGGAAAGUCCACACAGCUCUACAGAAGAACCUUCACUCCUGAAUCUGACCACUAAACACAUGCUUCAUUUGCAAAUAAAGUACACAGUGUUUC